CGAACGUGCGUGGCGAUGGGACAGCAACGGCGUUUCAUGUUGAAGUUGGCAAUGUGCUUGCUGACUGCCGGUGCGCUGGUACAGGUGGCCAUUGCUGCCAAUAACCCCUGUGCGGCCGGUCCACCGGUUGAUACGAACCCGGCCGAAUGUUGUCCGACACCGAUGCUCAUGGAUGGUACCAUCAUGAUGGACUGCUACCAGAAGUAUGGCGAGCAGACGAAGAAACAGCUACAGAUGGAUGGCAUUCCACGUGGAUGUUGCAUUGCCGAGUGUGCCAUGAACGCGACCAACAUGUACGCGGACGGUAUGCUGAAGCGGGACGAUCUGUCGAAGAUGUUCAUGGAUGCGGUGAAGAGCACGCCGGAAUGGAUGUCGCUGGUGCGGGAUGCCACCAACGCUUGCUUCGAGCUGGCGGAAAAGAAGAAGGACGAAAUUGAGGCCGGCGCCCUGCUGGAGCCGAGCUUCGAGGGUGAAAAGAUCUGUCAUCCCAUCUCCGGUACCGUGCUGCGGUGCAUGGGCAUGAUGAUGUUUGCCCAGUGUCCGGCGUCCAUUUUCAACGUGAACGAUAACUGCAACAAGCUGCGAGAGUACGGCAGCAUGUGUCCGAUGCUUUAG
This is a messenger RNA of Anopheles marshallii, 615 nucleotides long. RefSeq lists its product as uncharacterized. The transcript has 3 exons. The coding region runs from base 16 to 615 and encodes 199 amino acids. Lineage: Eukaryota; Metazoa; Arthropoda; Insecta; Diptera; Culicidae. The record is from RefSeq and is a predicted model, not a curated record.